UCACCUGCGACGCAGUUUGCGACAGCCACGCGCCAGCUGCAGUGUUGUUGUGGUCUGCUGCGCGAGAAGUUAGCUAUUACCGAGUAGCUGGAGACAAGGAGGUGUUUCUUUACCAAAGUGUGGAGUUCACAAAGUAACAGAGGAGCGGAGGGCGGCGGGGAGAGCAGCGGAAGAGCAGCGGAAGAGCAGCGGAAGGGCAGCCUCUUCUUCCUUCUUGUCUGACGGCUGUGAGUGUGACAGGGCAGGAGGAGGAGGAGGAGGAGGACGAGGACGGCCAUGUAGUUGAGGCAGAAGAAUGAGCAGUCAGCACGCGACAACAGAUGGGACAGAAGACCACACAGUCCAGCAGGAAAAUGAACUAGAAGCCCUCGCGUCUAUCUUUGGAGAUGAUUUCCUGGAUCUGCGGAACAAGGAUCCUUGGAAGGUUAAAAGGCCUCCAGAGGUGCACCUGUGUCUGCGGCCCAACGGGCUGAACACUGGUGAGGAAUGCUACGUGACUGUGGACUUGCAGGUCAAAUGCCCACCCACCUACCCAGACGUGCCUCCAGAGCUGGAGCUGAAGAAUGCCAAAGGUCUGUCAAAUGAAAACCUCCAGAAUCUUCAGAGUGAACUCACAAAGCUGGCAGGAGCACGAUGUGGGGAGGUGAUGAUUUACGAGCUAGCAGACCAUAUCCAGGGCUUCCUGAGCGAGUACAACAAGCCUCCAUCGAGCUCCUUCCAUGAAGAGAUGCUUAAGAACCAGCGGAGACUGCAGGAGAAACUAGCCCAGGAGGAGCAGCAGAGGAUGGACCAGCGGCGCAAGCAGGAGGAGGAUAUGGAAAAAGAGAUCAUGGCUGAAAUCCAAAGAAGAGAGGAGGAGAAACGAGAGGAAAAGAGAAGAAAAGAGAUCGCCAAACAGGAACGACUCGAGAGUAUGGAGCAGCCAGGCCUUGCUAAUGCCUCCCUGUUAGGGAAGAGCCCACCUAGCCCAGGUGGAACUCCUCCUGAACUGACAGAAGCCAAGAAAGCAGUUGGUAGCCGCCGCCGGACUACCUCAAAUACACGCCACAGACGUGACACGGUUAAUGAAGACAACCAUCGUUCGCAAGAGCUUCUUCACUUCAACAGCAGCACUUUUGGAGAACUUGUAGUCCACAGAGGGAAAAGCUUAGGUGAAAGCGAAAGGCCUCCGCCGGACGUUUAUUAUGGAUUUGAGGCAAACUCGGGAGACUUCGCUGUGAUCUACGAGUGGUCGCUGCACUGGAACAAGAAGAUGGGAAAGUUCUUCACCAGCCAGGAGAAAGGAAGGAUCGAGAACUGCAAAAAGCAGAUCCACGGGGCAGAAAAUGAGUUUAACUCCCUCCUGCGCCUGGAUCACCCAAACUUGGUGCACUACAUGGCGCUGAGCUCCACUGAGAAGGAGGACUGCCUUGUGGUUAACCUGCUGGUGGCGCACGUGCCCGGCAUCAAUUUAAACCAAAGCCUAACUGCCCACGGCCCGGUCCCUUUGGAUAAACUGUGCCAUUACACGGCCCAGCUGUUGGCCGCUCUCGACUAUCUUCACUCCAACUCUGUGGUCCACAAACAGCUGGGGGCCUCCAGCGUGCUGCUGGACUCUGAGGGCAACGUUCGAUUGACUGAUUACAGCUUAUCUAAGAGAUUUGCUGAUAUCUGCAAAGAAGACAUUUUCGAGCAAGCCCACGUGCGUUUCUCAGAGGAUACAGCGAUGCCAACAAAAACGGGCAAAAAAGGGGACGUGUGGAACUUGGGGCUGAUGCUGCUGGCUCUGAGUCAGGGGAAGGAGGUGAAGGAGUAUCCAGUGAUGGUGCCAGCCAGCCUGCCCGCUGACUUCCAGGAUUUCCUCCAAAAGUGUCUGUGUCUGAAUGAUGCUGAACGCUGGACAACCCAGCAGCUUUUGGACCACUCCUUCCUCAAGCCUCCAUCACCUAAAAACCCACCACAGUGCCAGGAUGCCAGCCCAGAAGAUCUCGCCGUGGACUUUGCAUCAUCAGUCAUCCCACAGAGCCACAUCCUCAAUGCUCCAUUCUUCUCCGGGGUGCAGAGGACCUUUUCUCGCUACUUCAACGAGUUUGAGGAACUCCAGCUUCUUGGAAAGGGAGCCUUUGGUGCCGUAAUUAAGGUUCAGAAUAAGCUCGAUGGCUGCUACUAUGCUGUGAAGCGCAUCCAGGUCAACCCAGCCAGUAAACAGUUCAGACGGAUCAAAGGCGAGGUGACGCUGCUCUCGCGCCUUAACCAUGAGAACAUCGUCCGCUACUACAAUGCGUGGAUCGAGCGGCACGAGACACCCUCCACAGGGUUGCUGGGCAACACAGACAGCUCUGAGCCGUGGAGCAGCGCCGACAAGCCUCCUCAGCGCAAAGAGGCUCCGCAGCGUCUCAACGAGCUGGGCCUCCCUGAUAACGUGGAGGACGUUGCCCCGCCCCCCACACUGUCGAGCUCGGUGGAGUGGUCCACAUCUAUCGAGAGAUCCUCCAGCGCCAAGUGUAGCAGGCACCAGUCAAGUGAUGAAGAGGACGAUGAUGAUGACGAAGAAGAUGUGUUUGGUGCCUCGUUUUUGCCAUCGGAUAGUGACUCAAGGAGUGACAUCAUCUUUGACAAUGGGGAUGAAAGCACAGACGAGAUGUCACUGGUUGAGCCAAGCAAAAGACCAGUGAUCGACACGACGGAGAGCACGGACUCAGAUCGACCUUUCAUCAUAGCACAUCACCUGUACAUACAAAUGGAAUACUGUGAAAAGAGCACUUUAAGGGACACGAUAGAUCACGGCUUGCACGAGGACCAGAAUCGGUUAUGGAGACUCUUCAGGGAAAUACUGGAUGGCCUUGCUUACAUCCACCAGCAGGGCAUGAUUCACAGGGACCUGAAGCCUGUCAACAUCUUCCUUGACUCGCAGGACCAUGUGAAGAUUGGAGACUUUGGCCUGGCUACAGACCAUCCCGCUAAUGUGGCUGCAGGUAUAUUUGAGGUGGAGGAGAGCGGCUCAGCAGUGAUGCCCAAACCAGACCCAACAGGUAACAUGACAGGCAUGGUUGGCACUGCCCUCUACGUCAGUCCGGAAGUUCAAGGAAACACCAAAGCCACCUACAACCAAAAAGUUGACCUGUUUAGCCUGGGCAUUAUCCUGUUUGAGAUGUCCUACCGGCCCAUGACGACUGGGGCCGAGCGCAUCUCUGUGCUGAGCCAGCUACGUGUGGAGCCCAUCAUCUUCCCUGAGGACUUUACCGCGUAUGAGCAAGGAACGCAGAGGAAAGUGAUAGAGUGGCUGUUGAAGCACGACCCGGCCCUGCGGCCCACCGCCCAGGAGCUGCUGAAGAGCGAACUGCUGCCUCCACCGCAGAUGGAGGAGUCAGAGCUGCACGAGGUGCUGCAGCACACCAUGGCCAAUAUCAACGGCAAGGCCUACCGCACCAUGGUGGGCCAGCUGUUUGCCCAGAACAUCUCUCCGGUCAUGGAUUACACCUACGACAUAGACCUAUACAAGGGCAGCUUCAGCUUCAACAGUGCCAAAUUGCAGCAGUAUGUGCAUGAAACAAUCACCAGGAUCUUCAAGAAGCAUGGUGCGGUGCGUCUCCAGACGCCGCUCCUCCUCCCAAGAAACAGGAAAUUGUAUGAUGGCAGCGAGCUGGCCUCCUUCAUGGACCACAGCGGAAUGCUGGUUACACUGCCCUAUGACCUUCGUAUGGCGUUUGCAAGAUUCGUCGCUCGCAAUAAUGUAACACAUCUGAAAAGGUAUAGCAUCGAACGCGUAUUCCGCCCCAGGAAGCUGGAUCGUGCACACCCGAGGGAGCUUUUGGAGUGUGCCUUUGACAUCAUCACACCCGUCACUAACAGCCUGCUCCCUGAUGCCGAGACCAUUUACACCAUCUCUGAAAUAGUCCAGGAAUUCCCCGCACUUCAGGAAAGGAACUAUAACAUCUACCUGAACCACACCAGCUUGUUGAAGGCCAUCCUGCUCCACAGUGGAGUCCCUGAGGACAAACUGAGCCAGGCCUCAAACAUACUGUGUGACGCCAUGAGCGAAAAGCUGACCAAACGUGAGGUGGAGGCAAAGUUCUGCAACUUUUCUCUGUCAACCAACAGCUUGCAGAUGCUGUACAAGUACAUAGAACAGAAGGGGGAUCUAGAGGACCUGGCGCCACUGCUGACAUCACUCACCAAACAGAAGACAGCCGUCACCCAGCUGGCCAAGCAGGGCCUCAAGGACCUGGAGGAGCUCACAACGCUGCUGCGUAGACUGGGAGUUAAACUGCAGGUGGUGGUUAACUUAGGCUUAGUUUACAAGGUGCAGCAUCACUCUGGGAUCAUCUUCCAGUUUGUGGCUUUCAUCAGGAAACGCAAGAGAACUGUACCGGAUAUCGUGGCCGCUGGAGGACGCUACGACCACUUGAUCCUGGAGUUUCGAGGGCCAGCUUCCACAGUGCCGGUGCCCUCUGCAGUGGGGGCCAGUGUGGCUCUGGACAAAGUUUGUGCUGCUAUGGCCAACAUGGAGGAGCCACCCUCAGUGAGCUCCUGCGAUGCACUGGUGGUCCCAGUUGGGCAUUCUUCUAUGUCCAAAGCCAUCAAUGUUGUCCAGAAGCUGUGGAGCGCCGGCGUCUCUGCAGACAUCGCCUACGAUGUCUCACAGUCUCAGGAGACGUUGAUGGACCACUGCAGGCUAGCCGGCAUCAACUGCAUGGCCCUGGUCUCUGACAAGGAGGGAAACUAUGUGAAGGUCAAAUCUUUUGAGAAGGACAGACAGUCUGAGAAGCGAAUUCCUGAGGCAGACUUGGUGGACCACAUCAUUCAGAAAUGUCGGACCAAAUUCUUUGACGAAAGAAACAUCAGAGAAAUCUCUGAAAGCAUGUCUCUUCAGAACCCUAAAGGAUCACUGCUCAACACCACAGGUUCUUCAGAACAGCAUGGGAGCAGUGGCAACAUGAAUGUGAAUGUCAUCAGCCCGGAAAAAGUUUCUUCCAGUGCUAGACGACGCUAUGAGACUCAGAUCCAAACCAGAUUACAGAAUCUCGGUAGCAAUUUGCAGAACAAGAGCAAUGACAUUGAGGUUCUGGCAGUAGACCUGCAGAAGGAAACGCUGAUCAACUUCCUGUCAUUGGAGUUUGAUAGCGAAGACCAGUUCAACAGCAGUGUAAAGACUCUGCUGUCUCGUCUCCCCAAGCAGCGUUACCUGAAGUCUAUCUGCGACGAGAUCCAUCAUUUCAAAAUUACGAAAAGGGUGGCGGUGGUGGUCUUGUACAGCUACAAGGACGACUACUACAAGAUCCUUCUCUGAAAACCAAACACUUCCACUGAUGUUUGAGAAGUCCCGCUUGGCUUGAGGCUCCAUGGACUCCCAGAGACUAUUCGCAUCCUGGGACCUACAGAAUCUGUUUAAAGAUUGUCAGAUACAUACCUUUUCCAUUUGGAAAGCGAGAGCCCAAAAAGACACGUGAUUUUCUUUUUUUUUUUUACCAUGUUGAAUGGUAACUCUAUUUGACCCAAAAUCCAUAACUUUCCCAACACCAUCCAGUGUUUUGUGGUCUUUCUCAGACAUAUGUGGACAAGAGGUUCACUGGACUUUAUUGCCUUAAUAGAACAAUAGAAGCUUAAGGAGAGGGUUUUUUACUGAAUAUCAUGUGUCAUAAAUACAACAAUUUCUUAUUAGCAACAGAAUUGAUAGUAGAAAUAAAUCACUUUUUCCCACA
Messenger RNA from Dicentrarchus labrax (European seabass), 5681 nucleotides. RefSeq names its product eukaryotic translation initiation factor 2 alpha kinase 4 (gene eif2ak4). Bases 296 to 5269 code for a protein of 1657 amino acids. NCBI's taxonomy places the organism in Eukaryota, Metazoa, Chordata, Actinopteri, Moronidae. Gene Ontology annotation, molecular function: ATP binding; eukaryotic translation initiation factor 2alpha kinase activity; protein binding. Gene Ontology annotation, cellular component: cytosol. The transcript is spliced from 39 exons. Gene Ontology annotation, biological process: regulation of translational initiation by eIF2 alpha phosphorylation; DNA damage checkpoint signaling. The record is from RefSeq and is a predicted model, not a curated record.